Molecule: messenger RNA, 366 nt
Organism: Clonostachys byssicola
Lineage: Eukaryota; Fungi; Ascomycota; Sordariomycetes; Hypocreales; Bionectriaceae
Source: the annotation of a GenBank genome assembly
AUGCCACUUUGCCAUCGCAGGGCUCGGACCCAGUCGGUGGUUCUUCGAAUGCUGGGUUAUAUGGAGGAGGAUGGAUCUGAACGAUCAGAUGUGUUGCGCAAAGUCUCGAUCCCAAUUGUUUCUCGGGACAAAUGCCAGGUGGCAUAUCCAAGUUCUAACAUCACGGAGAUCAUGUUCUGUGCCGGCACAGGUGGUAAGGGUUCCUGUGACUACGACAGUGGAGGUCCUGUCAUUGAUCAGGCCAUCGGGGAAGUGGUUGGUCUUGUGUCCUGGGGAAACGGCUGUGCCAGGUCUGACUACCCUGGCGUAUAUGUUAGGGUUGGUAACUACGUAGAGUACAUUACCAGUUCCUGGUGGAAUGCUUAA